ACCGGCUCCUCUUGAUGUGGGAUCCCGGGCAGGUCGCGCUCUCUGUCGGUCUUGUGCUCUUCGCAGCUCUCGCCGCCGGUUUCGCGCUCCACUUCUUUGCGGGACUCUUUCGCUCGAGGAGGAAGCCGGCACUUCUGGAUCCGCCAGCAGGUGCUGCCAACAUGUCGAACCCCAGCGAGAAGCAGCAGGAUGCCACCACCCUCGGGGUGGGCAGGGCCAUCGCGGUGCUGACCUCUGGAGGAGAUGCACAAGGGAUGAAUGCGGCAGUGAGAGCGGUGGUCCGAGUUGGCAUUUACACGGGGGCCCGGGUCUUCUUUGUCUAUGAGGGAUAUCAAGGAUUGGUGGAUGGAGGAAACAACAUCCGGGAGGCCUCCUGGGAGAGCGUGUCCAUGAUGCUGCAGCUGGGUGGCACAGUGAUUGGCAGCGCCCGCUGCAAAGACUUCCAAACCCGAGAAGGGCGGUUGGCAGCAGCCUGCAACCUGGUGAAACAGGAUAUUACCAACCUGUGUGUGAUUGGCGGGGAUGGGAGCCUGACGGGUGCCAACCAGUUUCGCACCGAGUGGAGCGGACUGCUAGAUGAACUUGUCAAGGCGGGGCGGAUUACAAGCGGCGAAGCCAAGAAAUCCAGUCACCUGAACAUCGUGGGGAUGGUCGGGUCGAUUGACAAUGACUUCUGUGGCACAGACAUGACCAUCGGGACAGACUCGGCUUUGCAUCGCAUCAUGGAGGUGGUGGAUGCGAUCACCACGACUGCACAGAGCCACCAGCGGACGUUUGUCCUGGAGGUGAUGGGCCGCCACUGCGGGUACCUCGCUCUGGUGACCGCGCUGGCCUGUGGAGCGGACUGGGUGUUCAUUCCCGAAAUGCCUCCGGAGGACAACUGGGAGGUGCAUCUGUGCCGGAGGCUGUUGGACACGAGAGAGAGAGGCUCACGGCUGAAUGUGAUCAUCGUGGCAGAGGGGGCCAUCGACAAGUCCGGCAAACCCAUCACCUCUGACAUGGUGAAAGACCUGGUGGUGAAGAAGCUCGGCUACGACACGAGGGUCACCAUCCUGGGACACGUCCAGAGAGGUGGCACGCCUUCCGCUUUUGACCGGAUCCUGGCCAGCAGGAUGGGAGUGGAAGCCGUCAUGGCACUCCUGGAAGCCACGCCAGACACCCCAGCCUGUGUGGUCAGUCUGUCCGGCAACCAGGCCGUCAGGCUGCCGCUCAUGGAGUGUGUGCAAGUGACUAAGGAUGUGACCAAAGCCAUGGCGGAUGGACGAUUUGAGGAAGCCAUCAAGCUAAGAGGACGGAGUUUUGAGAACAACUGGAGCACCUACAAGAUGUUGGCACAUGUGCAUCCGCCUGAGGGCAAGAGCCCUUUCAACAUUGGCAUCAUGAACGUGGGGGCGCCGUGUGCUGGAAUGAACGCAGCCGUACGCUCGGCAGUGAGGAUUGGCAUCAUACAGGGGCAUCACAUGUUUGCUAUUCAUGAUGGCUUUGAGGGAUUGGCAAAGGGACAGAUUGAACCCAUCAACUGGACAGGUGUUGGUGGCUGGACGGGAAAAGGAGGGUCCAACUUGGGCACAAAGCGCACCUUGCCAGGGAAAUACUUUGAAGAAAUCAGCGAAAACAUCAGCAAGCAUAACAUCCAUGCCCUGGUGGUCAUCGGAGGCUUUGAGUCCUUCACGGGUGGUCUGGAGAUGGUGACGGCCCGCGAGAAGUAUGAGGAGCUGUGCAUACCCAUUGUGGUCAUUCCGGCCACUGUGUCCAACAACAUCCCUGGAUCGGACUUCAGCAUAGGAGCAGACACAGCCCUCAACACCAUCACGAUGACCUGCGACCGAAUCAAACAGUCGGCUGCCGGCACCAAACGGCGGGUCUUCAUCAUCGAGACCAUGGGUGGCUUCUGCGGUUACCUAGCCACCAUGGCUGGACUGGCAGCUGGGGCUGAUGCUGCCUACAUCUUUGAAGACCCUUUUACCAUCCAUGACCUUGAGCUCAACGUUGAACAUCUGGUGCAGAAAAUGAAGACGACUGUCAAGAGGGGUCUGAUCCUCAGGAAUGAGAAGUCUAACAUGAACUACACCACCGACUUCAUCUUCAAUCUGUACUCUGAAGAGGGCAAAGGAAUUUUUGACUGUCGCAAGAACGUCCUGGGCCACAUGCAGCAGGGUGGGACCCCCACCCCAUUUGACAGGAACUUUGGCACCAAGAUGGGGGCUAAGGCGGUGUUGUGGCUCUCAGACAAACUCAAGGAGUGCUACAGACACGGUCGCAUCUUUGCCAACACUCCAGAGUCGGCCUGCGUUCUUGGCAUGAGGAAGAGGCAUCUUGUCUUCCAGCCGCUGCAGGAGCUGAAGGCCCAGACGGACUUUGAGCACCGUAUCCCAAAUGAUCAAUGGUGGCUGAAGCUGCGCCCCAUCCUCAAGAUCCUGGCCAAGUACAAAAUCAGCCUGGACUACUCGGAAAAAGCGCACAUCGAGCACAUCGUCCGCAAACGGUCGGUGGAGAAGAAGUGAGUGCUGCCAGUGGGCACCAUGCGUGGCGCAGCCGUCAGCCUGCCACGGGCCUUUCAGUAGACACUGUGCCAGGUGGACUCAUUGAUUGCACCGGGCAGGAAAGGCUGCAUUGGGGGGGGGGCUCCCAUAGACUCCAACAGACUGAACAGAAGAAGCACUUAGGCUUGCCCCCCCCAAAACCUACGUGGACUUGUCAUGUGUGUGCAGAUAACCCUUAAACGUUUAAUAAAUGAUUGGUUCAUGUUCUA
Polypterus senegalus (gray bichir) is the source of this 2752-nucleotide messenger RNA. RefSeq names its product phosphofructokinase, muscle b (gene pfkmb). Gene Ontology annotation, biological process: fructose 1,6-bisphosphate metabolic process; canonical glycolysis; fructose 6-phosphate metabolic process. Gene Ontology annotation, cellular component: membrane; cytoplasm; 6-phosphofructokinase complex. Gene Ontology annotation, molecular function: monosaccharide binding; fructose-6-phosphate binding; 6-phosphofructokinase activity. The coding region runs from base 15 to 2504 and encodes 829 amino acids. Lineage: Eukaryota; Metazoa; Chordata; Cladistia; Polypteriformes; Polypteridae. The record is from RefSeq and is a predicted model, not a curated record. The transcript is spliced from 23 exons.